CUCGAAGGGGCUCUUACAACAACAGCCAAGCUCAUCAGCAGCUUAGAAUAUCUGUUGCUUGGUGUUCUUAUUUGAGUUUAUUCCCUUGUAACCGGUACCGGGCCCCGGGCAAAUCUUGACAGCAGUCAGGUUAUUUGGUGAGAAGCCACGUCAGGAGACCUGUAACUACCUAGGUAACCUUCGCCAGGCAGACGGUUUUGGCGAGGGGAAUUGCUGCAUCCAAAGGCUUUACUGUCCACCAAGUACAGCAUUAUGGAAGACGCGCCGGAGGAAGAUUUGGACAUCAAGUUGCAAACGGUCUCCAAAGACCUGAUUGCCGACUUUGACGCCCGCCUCAGGCCCUUCUUGCGCAAAGCAGAUGGGGCUGGUCGUGUGCGCUCCCGCGUGCGUGGACGUGAGGUGACGUUUCUCACGUCAAACCUUCUCGACCCCUUUCAAGAAUUGCCUCAGCUCCUUGAUCCGCACUUGCCCAAGUGGCUCCCCGUGCUCGCCGAGGCCUUCUUGGAGUACCAGCAGACAAGGCGGCGGCACGCCGUGGAAGCGUCGAGCACAUCUUCAUUGCUGAUGCCACUCCCGACCGCAGUGUGCAAGCUGAUCUACACAUUCUGCAAGAUUCGCGGCGAGAAGGUCAUCGCGAACUUCCUCAAUGUUGAGACCCGCUACCUUGAGCUCCUCCUUUCCGCUAUUGAGGAAUCAGAAAGACACCUGGGCUCCGAGGGCACGGUGCCCCAAUGGAGCUGGGAGGAGCGGUAUGUUGUGCUCCUGUGGCUGUCCCAUCUCAUGUUUGCGCCUUUUGACCUGGCGACGAUCUCCUCGGUCUACAUGCACGAUGUCGACCUGGCCGGCGUCCCAGGCUUCCUCUGGCCGUUCAACCCCCCAAGUAUCACAGUGCGGAUCUUGCCGCUGGCAACCAAGUAUCUGGCCUCGCCAGGUAAAGAGAGGGACGCGGCCAAAAAUCUUCUCGUGAGGAUGGCCAUGCGUCGGGAUAUGCAACAGCUCGGCAUCCUGCAGGCUCUCAUCGACUGGGCUCUGUUUUCACUGCACCCGAGCCCGGACAACAGCGAUUCUGAGGCCAAAAAUGAUUCGAAAUACGAAAUCGACCAGAAUCCUUACACCUUUAUCGGGGUCCUUGCUUUCCUGGCGGGGGUGCUGUCUUCUGCUGACACAUCUGAGGUGGCGAAGUACUCUUCCAAAGUCUUCUAUACUGUCAAUGCCACAAUGUGCAAUGAUGAUGCUACUUCUACCAUUAUCAGCUCGUCUGCUGUUGCCAGAAAGACUGUCAUCAAGGUCAUGCGCUCAAUUUCCCUGUCGAAGUUGACAAGGGAGAGCCGCGACAUGUCGGGUAUCCAGCUUGUCGAAACCACCGUGCGGCACCUUCUGAGGUGCUUGUCUGAUAAAGAUACUCCUGUCAGAUUCGCGGCUAGCAAAGCCCUGGGAGCCAUCACCCUCAAGUUGCCCAAGGACAUGGCUUCACAAGUCGUGGCAGCUGUUCUACAGGCAUUGAAGGAACAUGUUCGGCUGGCUGACCAGGGAAUGAACUCAAGCUUGUCAAGCUGGCAGCCGCUGAAGAGAGAUCUGAGGUCAGUAGAUCCUCUUGAGUGGCACGGGCUAAUGCUCACCCUGUCCCAUCUCUUAUACCGGCGUUCGCCUCCCCCAGAGAGCCUCGGAGACAUAUUGCAAGCAUUAUUGCUUGGUCUCUCGUUCGAGCAGCGAAGCGCGUCCGGGGUCUCUGUCGGAGCCAAUGUUCGCGAUGCGGCUUGUUUCGGCAUCUGGGCCGUUGCAAGACGUUACUCCACUCAGGAGCUUCUUGACGUCAAUCAUGAGAUCUUGAACAGAGAGCGCAAUGAAAGUAACAAUGGCUCUAUCUUGCAACUACUUGCUACUCAUUUGGUAGUCACGGCUUGUCUCGACCCUGCUGGAAACAUCAGGCGUGGCUCCUCGGCUGCUCUACAGGAGCUUAUUGGGAGGCAUCCUGAUACCGUGGAAAAGGGCAUCGCGAUUGUUCAGACAGUGGAUUAUCACGCUGUGGCACUGAGAUCGAGGGCGAUGCAAGAUGUUGCUUUAGCCGUCACAAAGCUACAUCCACAGUAUGGCGUGGCCAUCCUCGAGGCUGUCGUUGACUGGCGCGGUCUGGGUGACGCCAAUGAUCGUGUUCGAAGAUACGCAGGAGCAUCAUACGGUAUGAUUACAGCAGAACUGACACGGGUGUCCUCGACCAGCACGGAAGUCAUCUCCAGGUCCGUCGAUGCCAUAGCAUCGUCCAUCCGGGUGCUGCAACCGCGCCAAGUCGAGGAACGCCACGGUCUACUGCUAGCCAUGGCCUCAAUUAUGGAUCAACUUCCACAUCUGGUUUCAUCAUGCCAAGAUAAUCCGCAACAGCUAGCACUCGUGAUUCAGAAAAUACUGUCAGAGCUGGAGUGGAACCUGAAAUUCAUUGAAGCUACCACUUUCCGCCGGCCGGAUCUCAUUGCAGAGGCAGCAAGUCGACUGUUCACCUCCUCGUUGCCUGUUUUCCAAGCAUCACACCGCGGUAUUCAUGCUAGUACUCCGGAAGACUUGGUGACUGCUCCUUAUCUACUAUCGUUCUUGAAGACAAGCGCCGCAGGCACUGCUGUGUUCCGGCUGGCAGAACUCUCUGUUUCGAACGAGCUCCCACUUGCUUGGGUCAAUGAGCUUGUUCCGACGAUUUUGAAUGGCUAUCUUCUUAGGACAGAGGGAAUGGUUGUCGAAGCGGUCUCCGAGGCUGCGGUAGCAUUGCUGCUGCUGUUGGAGCCUGCUCGACGUGAUCAACUGAUUGAGAGCUGGGCAAAUGCUGCACUGAAUGCGCAACGAGGCGGGAGCAUCAAGGGAUACUUGAUGGCUUUGACGAGAUCCCAUGCAGUCAUUCAUAUGUCUUCUCAGGAGACGAGGUAUGGAGCCAUGGAACUUAUUCCUAGAACCUUGCUACAAUGCUGGGCCAAGGACAUAACUGUGGAGGCGAGGGUGUGGAUACUUGAGAGCCUCAUUGAAGGCGACGUGAUGAAGUAUCACGCCCAAAGAUUGCUUCAGCUGAUUACAGAGGCACUGGAAGACUAUACUACGGACGCGAGAGGGGAUGUAGGAUCCCAUGUCCGAUUGCACGCCAUACAGGCAACCAAGCACUUAUGGUCCAUGAUGGGAAACCUAGAGACAAGGCCAGGAGAAGCCACCCGAGCAGCAGCUUCUCGUCUCUUGCUACCAAUCAUGCGCCUCGGUGCUGAGAAACUUGACAAGGUGAGACCGGAAGCACAGUCAACGCUGUAUCUGGCCCUAAGUUCAGACUCAUCAGCAGAACUGGGGAAUCGCUUAUGCUCAUCCAAGGACUACUUUUAUUUCCUGCUUGACCUGACGACCCAUCAAGACUGGCUACAUGAAACAUUCCAGGUCGACGACGGGCCAACGCCGCAGGAGUGGAUGGAUGAGCUCCUGGCAGGGUACGUGGCCUCAGCAGACACAGGCAACGAGGACCUCGUCAUAGCAAGCCGCUCCGCACUCUGCGAAUACUCCAGGGCAAGCCAGGAGAACCUCGACCGAGUGUGUGCCUCCCUCUACCGGAACAUGAAGGCCCGUCAGGGCCAGGACCGGAUCACGGUGCCGACGCUGGAGAUUAUCGCGUUCCUAUUGUCUGUGGGACUGUACCAGAGAACCAAGACAGUCGAUUUCAAGAACCUCUGCCUUCAGGCGCAAAAGGCAAGCUACAAAACCGGCAACGUGCGGAAGCUCAUCGCCUGUGUCAAGGUGUACGGCGGCAUCGCGAGCAUGGGCAAGGGCUGCGACGGCUUGCCGGCGAUGGCGACCGAGGCUCUGGGGCAGAAACGGCUGGAAGCUGUGGCGGAGGCUCGGAAGAGGCUGGGGGCCUUGAUGCUGCACCCCUGGCCGCGCGUCCGGACGGCGGUCGUCGACGAGCUCUGGAAUGUACUCUCUGGGCAGGAGGACGAGAUGGCCGGGAGGCUCAAGGGAGUGGACUGGGGCGCGGCCGAGAAGGGUGUUUUGAAGCGGUUCGGGUCGGACUUGAGUCUCUAGGGCACCCAAAAGGCUUUGGCUGCGGAUGAGACGCCAGCCAAGCAUAUAGAUGUUCUAGAUUCGAGCAGCGCAGGGUCGACUGCUUCAUACGAAAUGAUAACAUCAUCGGAGACCUCAUGAGAGAAACUCAAUCGUCCUUUGGUCUGCCACAUGGUUAUCCUACGAAUGGAUUGCUCACGAAGACGUUCCGCUACAGUUGUUGAUCCCCACGACGGGUUAUCAUAUUGGAGCUUAGGCAGGAGCACUGUCGUGAUGAUUCACGAUGGAGAUGUUGUGGCCGUGUCAAGCACAAUCGAGCAAAAACGGUUGGAGCGUAAGGAUUAAAGAUUUAUUCCGAGGCCUGGCAUGUGACAUCUCCCGCCGUAACAUCUCUGAGACGUCCAGUUGGAGCUGUGGGUUGUCCCACCCAGGCGGUCUAGACUCGGGACCGGCGGGUUGCUUCUGGCGAGGUGGGCGGCACGAAUCACCAAGCAUGUCGUAUUCCUGACAAAGGUCGCACCAGAGCUGCUGUCCGACUCCUGCGUGUUGCCAGUGACGUCGCGAGUCCUUCUCUCGGGGCAAGCAGGGAGUAAUACACAGUAUCCAAUCUCCUUCUCGCAGGCGAACAGGCGGGACAGCCUGGACAGGGUGGAACAGAUUCACGGUCCCCACUCUUAGCCCCAGCUCCCAGAUUCGAUCCCACGUGUCAGGCCUGUCAGUAAGUGGGGACGGGGAGAACGAAGUCUUGCUUUCGGCUCGAAUUAGGUUCGACUCCGGUAUAAUUUGAUUAGGCUCGACGUCGGCAAAGGGGCCAGAACGGAGGGAAGCUUGCUGUGGCUUGCACCCAUCGUUCGAUGGACAGGCCUAUUUGAUGGGCGCGCCUUACAGGCGGUAUCCCAGCCCGGGCUGGCCUUACUGUUGAGACGUUGAAUCGCGAGGGUCGUGCGUGCUGAAACCAAGAAAGUUUGCGGUGAACAGACAUGGAGCAACGGUUACGGCAGCCGAGGUGCAGAAAGACCAGGGAGGGGCGCGGUGCAGCAAUAGACGCAACGUGUGGGUCGCCAAAGGCGGCGAAUCGACGGCGCGGGCGGCUUCAUGUAAAAUGUUCACAACCCAGGAGGCCUGACGGCCUGACGGCCUGUCGGCCUGGGCAAGCAUUCCUGGUACUGAAAUUGAAAUGCAAGGAGGACUUUAAACUUUGGUUCAGUCCCACCAGGCUCGACAAAACAUCCCAAAAGCAGAUGAGAGAUUGGACCGGAUACGCCACCGAGUCGC
Messenger RNA from Diaporthe batatas, 5295 nucleotides. RefSeq lists its product as uncharacterized. Gene Ontology annotation, biological process: microtubule cytoskeleton organization; tubulin complex assembly; post-chaperonin tubulin folding pathway. The record is from RefSeq and is a predicted model, not a curated record. The transcript has 3 exons. Gene Ontology annotation, molecular function: beta-tubulin binding; GTPase activator activity. The coding region runs from base 253 to 4041 and encodes 1262 amino acids. NCBI's taxonomy places the organism in Eukaryota, Fungi, Ascomycota, Sordariomycetes, Diaporthales, Diaporthaceae.